AUGGGAUUUCUUAGAAGGGAUGUCAAGGUUCAGGCAGCUGUCCAAGCCUUGAAGGUGGAUGAUACAGAGGCACACUCUUCGGGGUGGAGUCAGGUGUACCCGAAACAAUGGACGAACAUUCAUCUUGCGGCCUACUUCGGGCUGACGGAGAUUUUGGACACAAUGCUUCCUGAGGAUGGCGUACUUUGGGAUACCAGCAUAGACGGCGUCUACUCCCCAAUCAUAGUAGCUGCGGAACGAGGACAUCACUCCACGCUAAGUUUCAUGCUGGGAAAGCUGAUUGAUCGAAGCGGAAGGUUGCUGACUGGUUUGUACGGAAUGGUUGGCCAUUUGGCCCUCGCAGGAGCCGCUCAGAACGGACAUGAACCCAACGUUCGGUUGCUGCUGACCUACGGUGCUGAUCCUAACGGUAUCUCUGGAUCAAUUACGCCGCUCUCCUAUGCCGUCGAAGAUGGCCACACCAACGUAGUGGAGACGCUGCUGGAGUAUGGGGCAGACCCGAACCUCAAAACCGAAGUAGAGGGUCCACUGGACCUGGCCGUCAAGAACGGACGAGAGGACAUCGUCACCUUGCUCAUCAAACAUGGAGCGUCCCUCGACAAGAAGGGCUCAGCCCAGUCGGGCUCGACCACCCUUCAGCACAUAAACCCUGAAAUCGUACCGUUCAUGCUGAAAGACGGCGUUGGGGUAAACUACAGGAAUGAUGACGGCUUCACGGCACUUCAUAUCUCUGCAAUAAGCGGUCAUAUCGAUACCGUGAGAAUCCUGCUUAACCACGGAGCAGAUGCAACUAUUGUGGACAAUUCGGGCGCUACGCCCUUAGAUUAUGCUAUCGAUGGAGGUCAUGAAGAAGUGGUGAACUUGAUCUUGGAAAAUGGUAGCGAAUUCCAGGGCUUGGUCGACAGCAUCGCAGAUCAUGUAAGUUAG
Molecule: messenger RNA, 927 nt
Organism: Colletotrichum chrysophilum
Lineage: Eukaryota; Fungi; Ascomycota; Sordariomycetes; Glomerellales; Glomerellaceae
Exons: 1
Coding region: 1-927 (308 amino acids)
Molecular function (GO): protein binding
Source: RefSeq, a predicted model, not a curated record